Meloidogyne enterolobii is the source of this 1320-nucleotide messenger RNA. NCBI's taxonomy places the organism in Eukaryota, Metazoa, Nematoda, Chromadorea, Rhabditida, Meloidogynidae. The record is from the annotation of a GenBank genome assembly.
AUGAAAACACAAAAAUACAAAUCAGAAAAACAUAAAAUACAAAAAUCAGAAUUAAUGAAAACACAAAAAUACAAAUCAGAAAAACAUAAAAUACAAAAAUCAGAAUUAAUGAAAACACAAAAAUACAAAUCAGAAAAACAUAAAAUACAAAAAUCAGAAUUAAUGAAAACACAAAAAUACAAAUCAGAAAAACAUAAAAUACAAAACAUUAUUUUUCAGAUAACUGACUUAAAAAUCGACAACAACCCCUUCGCCAAAGGUUUUAGAGUCAGCGGUGCUGGUAAACGAGAAAAGAAACGUUUAGCUAUACACAGGACAAACUCCUCUAGCAAUUCAGCUUUACAAAUUGCCAGAAUUUUGAGUGGAAAUAAUAGAAGCAAUUUAAAUUCUGAAGACGACAGUGAUGACGAUUUUGAAGAUAAUUUAGGGCCUACAAAAGCUAAAAGAGCAAAAAGUAAUUCUUCCAUAUCUUCUAAUUGUUCUAAUAAUGAAGGGGGAGGAGGAAUUAUUGAAAAUGGAAGAAAAAGAAUAUUUAAUUUAAACAAUAAUAAUAGAGAGAGGAUGACAACAACAACAACAACUUCUAUUGGAAGGGGAGGGGGAAUAAUGCACUCGUUGCCAGGAUUUCGACCUCAUUUACAAAUACCUACAAACAGUAACAGACCCCCACCACAACUACCUCCUCCACCUUUACAUCAUUUUCCUCUACCUCCCCAACAACAAUUAAUCUCUCCCUCUUUAAUUCAGCAUUUAUUAACCCCCUCAACAUCUUCCCUUUCUUCCUUAUUUCCAAAUCCUUAUCCACAACAUUUAACAAAUUUUCAAAAUUUUAAUAAUAACCAACAAUUGCCCCCUUCACUCAUUGUAGCUUUACAACAUAAAAUGGCCUAUGCAAAACAACAACAACAAUAUUUAAAUAAUCAGCAACAACAAAAUUGUUUAAAAAGAAUACAACAACAACAAACAUUAAUACAAAAUGGGGAACAACAAAAACAUUUGGAAGAACAAAAAUAUUUAGAAAAACAUCAGGAACAACAUCAAAAACAACAAAACAUUUUAGAAGAUAAACAUCAACAAGAACAACAACAAAACAUAGACCAACAAAAACAUCCAGAACAACAAAACAUUUUAAUAGAAGAAAAACAUCCAGAACAACAAUGUUUGGAACAACCAAAACAACAAAACUGCAUUUUAAAAGAAAAUACAAAAACAAAAACAUCCUCUUCUCCUAUUUUACAAAAACAACAACAAGAAACAUCUUCCCCUCUUGUUUCUAAAAGAUUUCAAUUUGAUGUAAACUCUUUGUUAGAGAAAAGUUGA